AUAGGGCUGUUAAACUGCUGGGAAGAAAUAUUCCCUCGGUUCUGAGGAUGACCGAGGGAGUGGAGCCGAAGAUAAGCAGAAGGCUGUGUGUUAAACCCCAGCAAGACCUUCAGACAAAGAGUCGAUCUGCUUCGGGAGUGCCUGGAUACAGACCUACACCCUGGGAGAGAAGGUUUUUGUUGUGGGCAGGCCAUUACAAAAAGCCAGAGGAUAUUCCAGACACUGUCUCGCUUGAGACAGUGAGAGCAGCACAGUCCACCCUGCGUGUGAAGUUCAGCUAUGUCAUGAUUGCCUUGACAAUAGUGGGAUGCAUCACCAUGGUGAUCAGAGGGAAGCAGGCUGCGAAAAGACAUGAAACUCUUAUAAACAUAAACCUGGAGAAGAAAGCCAAGUUGAGAGAAGAAGGUGCAUCUGCUAAACCAUAGCAGAGGAAAUGAAGAGAUCAAGGACUGGGGUAGAAAAGCCAAGUCCCUUUCAGCACUGAUGGGAGGAUACCAUCACAUCUGUCCUGUAUGUUAGUUCUGUACACCCAUGUCCAAGAAAGAAUGAAUAUGCUGUCCCGUAGUCAAUAAAAUCAGAAAUACCUACUUGC
Molecule: messenger RNA, 592 nt
Organism: Zonotrichia albicollis (white-throated sparrow)
Lineage: Eukaryota; Metazoa; Chordata; Aves; Passeriformes; Passerellidae
Source: RefSeq, a predicted model, not a curated record